CCGCCACUUGAGCUCCGACACCGGCGAAAGAUGCUGACGAAGUUGAAGAAAAUCUGCCCAUUUUCACCUACGGCCUUGAAAUUCCGAAAUCUCGCGUCGAAAUCCACGAGCUCCCCGAAGGAUAAAGUCGAUUGUUUGGUGAUCGGAGCCGGUGUGGUGGGGAUAGCAAUCGCUAGGGCGCUCGCCCUAAAGGGAAGAGAAGUUCUGGUCGUCGAUUCAGCUUCGACCUUCGGCACCUCCACGAGUUCACGCAACAGCCAGGUCAUACACGCUGGCAUCUACUACCCGCGGAGCUCGCUCAAGGCGGCGCUAUGCGUCGAAGGGAGGAAGCUGAUGUACGGUUACUGCUCGGAGCGAGGGAUUCCUCACGAGAGGGUAGGGAAGCUGAUCGUCGCCGCCGGGGAGGCCGGGGUUUCGACGCUGUCGAAUCUGAUGAACCGCGGGGUUGAAAAUGGUGUCGAGGGUUUGAGGAUGCUGGAUCGUUGUGAAGCUGUGGAGAUGGAGCCUGAAUUGAAUUGCGUCAAGGCUUUGCUCUCCCCUUGUUCUGGGAUUGUCGAUUGUCACUCUCUCAUGCUGUCUUUACUGGGAGAUGCUGAGAACCAUGGAGCAACUUUUUCUUACAACUCCACUGUCAUUGGAGGGCACGUUGAAGGAGAUUCUUUGAACUUGGAAGUUGUUGGAAGCCAAGAGCUUGAGAACAGGGAUGGCAAUUCUUUGCUGAACCUGGAAUUCGUGCUCGUGCCUAAUCUUGUGGUGAACUCUGCUGGAUUGAGUGCUGUAGCUCUUGCAAGGAAAUUCAAUGGCCUGAGUGGCAGCGUGAUUCCCAAACCGCAUUUCGCUCGUGGACUCUACUUCACCCUGUCGAAUACUAGAGAGCCGCCUUUCAAGCAUUUGAUAUACCCUACUCCUGAGGAUGGUGGUUUGGGGGUGCAUGUUACGCUGGAUUUGGAUGGUCAGGUUAAGUUUGGCCCUAAUGUGGAAUGGAUCUCUGGGGUAGAUGAUGUUUCCAGCUUUCUAGACAAGUAUGAUUAUACUGUAGAUGCGAGUCAAGCAGAGGGAUUUUACCCUGCGAUAAGGAAGUACUAUCCAAAUCUGAAGGAUGGUUCACUCGAGCCAGGUUAUUCAGGGAUCAGACCGAAAGUUACUGGUCCUGGACAAUCUGCUGGCGACUUUGUAAUACAGGGAGAGGAGAGCCAUGGAGUGCCUGGACUUGUCAACCUCUUUGGAAUCGAGUCACCUGGCUUGACUUCAUGCAUGGCCAUUGCUGAAUACGUUGCCAACAGGUUUUCGAAGUAAGAAAGAAGAGCAAUGCCGCUGCCUCCUUAAGCUGCCAUUUUGCUGAAUUUGGAAGUCUUGUAAGAUUUUGCAUAUUUCAAUUUCCAUUUGCCGCUCCACAAUCUGGUGUUGUUUUUGGAUUAUGUUCCAAUGUAUUAUUGUUAUAAAUGUACCAUUGUCUU
Molecule: messenger RNA, 1457 nt
Organism: Linum trigynum
Lineage: Eukaryota; Viridiplantae; Streptophyta; Magnoliopsida; Malpighiales; Linaceae
Source: the annotation of a GenBank genome assembly